Poecilia latipinna (sailfin molly) is the source of this 1631-nucleotide messenger RNA. It is a transcript of the gene catip, whose product is annotated as ciliogenesis associated TTC17 interacting protein. The coding region runs from base 127 to 1578 and encodes 483 amino acids. The record is from RefSeq and is a predicted model, not a curated record. Gene Ontology annotation, biological process: actin filament polymerization; cilium organization. The transcript has 9 exons. Lineage: Eukaryota; Metazoa; Chordata; Actinopteri; Cyprinodontiformes; Poeciliidae.
CAAACGGCGUCGUUACCAUGACAACCCAAAUUCGUCUCCGAACAGAAGCUGGAGGGUACGACGCAACUCAACCGUUGUUCGUGAGGAGUUUGUAAAAAGGCUGGAGGGAGAAAAAGCGAUACAUUAAUGGAGUCGAUAAUGGAGGAGGAGGAUGUUCCGACAGUCACUACAGAGUCCCAACCUGAAGGAGAGUUGGAAGCUUCAGAGGAGGCUGCCGCUGAAGAGUCCAAACAUGACGACGAGUUAAAAGCUUCAGACGAGGUUGUCCCUGAAGAGUUCAAAUAUGAAGAGUCAAAAGCUUCCGAGGAAGCUGUCGCUGAAGAGUUCAAAGUUUCAGACGAGGCUGUCGCUGACGAGUUCAAAUAUGAAGAGUUAAACGUUUCAGACGAGGCUGUUUCUGAGGAGUCCAAACCUGAAGAAGAGUUCAAAGCUUCAGACGAGGCUGUUUCUGAAGAGUCCAAACCUGAAGAAGAGUUCAAAGCUUCAGACGAGGCUGUUUCUGAAGAGUCCAAACCUGGAGAAGAGUUCAAAGCUUCAGAAGAGACUGUCGCUGAAGAGUCCAAAAUUGAAGCAGAGUUUCAAGCUUCAGACGAGGCUGUCAGUUUCUUGACCUCCAUAGAGCCCGAGGAGCUGCAGAAGUGUGUGUUUUCAGAGACUCUGAUGGUGAUGUCUGAGAGUGGCGGCAUCCUGGGGGAGUUCAGUGUGUCUGUGGAGUUCACCCACAGAGCCCUGGAGCCCUGCGUGAUUCUGCACGCUCGGAGCCACGGAGCUAUCGACGGCUCUCCCUGUGGAACAACGGUGACUGCUUAUCUAACCGCUGAUCUGGAGGUCCUGGAGGAAGACUACCAUGAGUAUGUCAAGCUCGACAGUUACAAUGUUGAGAAGAGGAGUCACAUGGUGCAACGUGGCAAACAGAUGGUGAUCAACAAAUUCACCGCCAUGGGAGAGGACGUGACCGAGGAGGAGUGUGUGUCUUAUCCCAUGUCUGUCUUGUGUGGCCUGGUCACCGAGGGAUCCAGCAUGCUGUUGAUGCGUCUCAUGGCUCUGAGGAAGAAGGUUCCAAAGAACAUGGUCUUCAUCAUCUUGGACCAAAGUUUACAUAUAAAUCAGACCACUUUUAGUGAGCUGGACGUGAAAGAAAUGCAGGUUCGCGGUGAGACCGUGGAGGUAUUUGGGCUUGAGAGGAUGGUUGGUUCCGCUGAUGCCGACCAUUCCACGUGGCACUGCUACUUCCUUGAUAACGGUUACUUGGCCAGCAGAAAACAGGUGGGAUCUCCAGUCACAAUGAAGUUUAUACAGGAGCUUUCAAAGAAAGGCAGAGGUCGUAUGAAGAUCCCUCUGGUGUGGCAGGAGGACAUGCAGUUGUACUCUCUGUAUUUGGAUAAAAAGGACUUCCUGAAAGCAGAACACAAUUCAUACCUGAGGGAGCACCCAGAGCUCCGAGCCCUCCUGUCCGAUUUCAUACAGGACUUGCUGAUUGUGAAACCGGACAACAUCUUCCAGUUUGCUCGAGAAUACUUCCCUCCUUAUUCCACCUACCAUUCCCCGGAGUCUAACCCGAAAACCCCCUCACCCUGAAACACUUUAACAGGAACAUCACCCACACCUAAAAACAUUAUUUUAUUACUCCA